Drosophila miranda is the source of this 5796-nucleotide messenger RNA. It is a transcript of the gene Sos, whose product is annotated as protein son of sevenless. Gene Ontology annotation, biological process: positive regulation of GTPase activity; Ras protein signal transduction. Gene Ontology annotation, molecular function: guanyl-nucleotide exchange factor activity; protein heterodimerization activity. Bases 494 to 5359 code for a protein of 1621 amino acids. Gene Ontology annotation, cellular component: plasma membrane. The transcript has 7 exons. Lineage: Eukaryota; Metazoa; Arthropoda; Insecta; Diptera; Drosophilidae. The record is from RefSeq and is a predicted model, not a curated record.
GGUUUUAGUAUCUGGUCUCACUGCCUUAUCUCGAAGUGUUAAAAUUUAUAAAUUUAGCAACAGCCACAACUUUUCGACUUGGCAAAUUCCACCUUUGCGAAGGCGGGCGGGCCCAAACAAUCACACGCCACUCACGGGGCAGCGCGGCGCGGUAACAUAAAUUCUUAAGCAAGAAAAAGAAGAAAAGGAAAAAAGAAGAUACAUAUACUGAAAACAAGUACAAGAGUGUUGAAGUGUUGUAGUGUUGUUGUUUUGUUCGCUGUGAAUCGGAAAUGUGAAAAAAAUAAAAAAGAAACACAAAUCGAUUAAAUCGAACAUGCAGCUAUUUCAAAGUCACAGCUGAACACCACUUUAAUCAGUUGGUGUGUGUUGUUCGUUUUUCGUGAGUUUGGUGUUGGCUGUUGCUGGCUAAUACAAACAAAAAGAAGAGUGAGCUGAACGCGACGCUGACAACGACAGCGACGCUGGCAGCGACGGCUCUGCCGCGGAGAAAAUGUUUUCCGGACCCGGUAGCCAUGCCAUUAGCUAUAGCGGCGGGAUCAGCAUUGGGGGGGGAGGCAGUGGCCUGCACCAGGAUUGCGAUGGCUAUGACUUCACGAAGAACGAGAACGCGGCGCGUUGGCGUGGCCUGUUCAUACCCUCAUUGAGGAAGGUGCUAGAGCAGGUGCAUCCGCGGGUGACGGCCAAAGAAGAUGCCCUCCUCUAUGUCGAGAAGCUGUGUCUGCGUCUGUUGGCCAUGCUCUGCGCCAAGCCGCUGCCCCACUCGGUCCAAGAUGUGGAGGAGAAGGUGAACAAAUCAUUUCCAACGCCCAUCGACCAGUGGGCUCUCAAGGAGGCCAACGAGGCGAUCAACUCGAAGAAAAAGAAGUCCGUUCUGCCCACCGAGCGGGUACACACCCUGCUCCAGAAGGAUGUGCUGCAGUACAAAAUCGAUAGUUCGGUGUCCGCCUUCCUGGUGGCCGUCCUGGAAUAUAUCUCUGCGGAUAUACUGAAAAUGGCCGGCGACUAUGUGUGCAAAAUCUCGCACUGCGAGAUCACCAAAGAGGACAUCGAGGUGGUCAUGAACGCGGACCGGGUCCUCAUGGACAUGUUGAAUCAGAGUGAUAUUAAGACCAGUCCGCUCUCACUGCCCGCGCAGAGGGCCAGCGCGACCUACGAGGAGACUGUCAAAGAGUUGAUCCACGACGAGAAGCAAUAUCAGCGAGAUCUCCAUAUGAUCAUACGCGUCUUUCGCGAGGAGCUGGUGAAGAUUGUGUCGGAUCCCAAGGAGCUCGAGCCAAUAUUCUCCAACAUAAUGGACAUCUACGAGGUGACGGUAACUCUGCUCGGAUCUCUGGAGGAUGUCAUCGAGAUGUCCCAGGAGCAGAACGCCCCCUGGGUGGGCAGCUGCUUCGAGGAGCUGGCGGAGGCCGAGGAAUUCGAUGUGUACAAAAAGUAUGCCCACGACGUGACCUCCCAGGCGUCACGGGAUGCGCUUACCAAUCUCUUAUCCAAGCCUGGGGCCUCAUCCUUAAUUUCUGCCGGGCACGGUUUUAGAGAUGCCGUCAAGUAUUAUCUGCCCAAGCUGCUGCUGGUGCCCAUUUGCCAUGCUUUCGUGUACUUCGAUUACAUAAAACAUCUAAUGGAUCUCAGCUCCUCGCAGGACGACAUCGAGAGCUUUGAACAGGUGCAGGGCCUCUUGCAUCCACUCCACUGCGACCUCGAAAAGGUGAUGGGCAGCGUCUCCAAGGAGCGCCUGGUACCUGUCAGUGGGCGAGUGCGUCGCCAGCUGGCCAUCGAACGGACACGAGAACUCCAGCUCAAGGUGGAGCAUUGGGAUGACAAGGAUGUGGGCCAGAACUGCAAUGAGUUUAUACGCGAGGACUCGCUCAGCAAGCUGGGAUCGGGCAAGCGCAUUUGGAGCGAGCGAAAAGUCUUUCUGUUCGAUGGUCUUAUGGUCCUGUGCAAGGCAAACACCAAGAAGCAGACCCCCUCGGCAGGGGCCACGGCCUACGAUUACCGGCUGAAGGAGAAGUUCUUUAUGCGUCGCGUCGAGAUCAUUGACCGGGCGGACAGCGAGGAGCUGAAGAACAGCUUCGAGCUAGUCACCAGAAUGCAGCCGGCCAUUGUCCUGACGGCCAAGAACGCCCAGCACAAGCACGACUGGAUGGCAGACCUUCUGAUGGUGAACACCAAGUCGAUGCUGGACCGCAUCCUGGACAGCAUACUGCAGGACAUCGAGCGCAAGCAUCCCCUGCGCAUGCCUAGCCCAGAGAUCUACAAGUUCGCCGUUCCGGAUAGCGGGGAGAACAUCGUCUUGGAGGAGCGCGAGAGCGCUGGAGUCCCGAUGAUCAAAGGGGCCACACUGUGCAAGCUCAUCGAACGCCUCACCUACCACAUAUAUGCGGACCCCACCUUUGUGCGCACCUUCCUCACGACAUAUCGCUACUUCUGCUCGCCCCAGCAGCUGCUGCAGCUGCUGAUCGAACGCUUCAACAUACCCGACCCCAGUUUAGUCUAUCAGGACGCUGCCUUUGGCCCGGGAGCCCUUGGUGGCGGCGGCGGGGGCGACAAGGAGCACAAGAACUCGCAGCGCGAGGACUGGAAACGCUACCGCAAGGAGUACGUUCAGCCGGUGCAGUUUCGGGUGCUCAACGUUCUGCGCCACUGGGUGGAUCACCACUUCUAUGACUUUGAGAAGGAUCCCACUCUGCUCGAGAAGCUGCUGCACUUUCUGGAGCAUGUGAACGGGAAGUCGAUGCGCAAGUGGGUGGAUUCUGUGCUCAAAAUUGUUCAGAGAAAGAACGAACAGGAGAAAAGCAAUAAGAAGAUUGUGUACGCCUAUGGCCACGAUCCGCCGCCCAUUGAGCACCACAUGAGUGUACCCAACGAGGAGAUCACACUGCUCACCCUCCAUCCGUUGGAGCUGGCCCGUCAGCUCACGCUGUUGGAGUUUGAGAUGUACAAGAACGUGAAGCCCUCGGAGCUCGUGGGCUCGCCCUGGACCAAGAAGGACAAGGAGCUAAAGAGCCCCAAUCUGCUGAAGAUCAUGAAGCACACCACCAAUGUGACGCGUUGGAUAGAGAAGUCCAUAACCGAGGCGGAGAACCACGAGGAGCGCCUGGCAAUAAUGCAGCGGGCCAUCGAGGUGAUGAUGGUCAUGCUCGAGCUGAACAACUUCAAUGGAAUCCUUUCGAUUGUCGCGGCCAUGGGCACGGCGUCGGUCUACCGGCUGCGGUGGACAUUCCAGGGAUUGCCCGAACGCUACAAGAAGUUCCUGGACGAGUGCCGCGAGCUUAGCGACGAUCAUCUCAAGAAGUAUCAAGAGCGGCUGCGCUCCAUCAAUCCGCCUUGCGUGCCCUUCUUUGGGCGCUACCUGACCAACAUCCUGCACUUGGAGGAGGGCAACCCGGAUCUGUUGGCCAACACGGAGCUUAUCAAUUUCUCGAAGCGGCGGAAAGUGGCCGAAAUCAUCGGCGAGAUCCAGCAGUACCAGAACCAGCCCUACUGCCUCAAUGAGGAGUCCACCAUACGGCAGUUCUUCGAGCAGCUCGAUCCCUUCAACGGCCUCUCCGACAAGGAAAUGUCCGACUAUCUCUACAAUGAGAGCAUGCGCAUCGAGCCGCGUGGCUGCAAGACGGUGCCCAAGUUUCCUCGAAAAUGGCCGCACAUUCCGCUUAAGUCGCCGGGCAUUAAGCCCCGUCGCCAAAACCAGAAUAAUAACAGCAGUAAGUUAUCCAGCAACGCUUCAUCGGCGGCAGCCUCAUCGGCGGCAUCAACGGUAGCGGCAGCAGCAGCAGCCGCAACAGCAGCUGUGCCCCCAACACAACCAGCGAGCGUGGAAGUGCUACCGAGUGGUGCAUCCAUUCCCAGCGCUGGUGCUGGCGAACAGAGUCCGCAGCACAAUCCGCACGCGUUCUCGGUUUUCGCCUCCGUCAUUCUACCCGAUCGGAAUGGCAGCACUUGGAGCGGAACACCUCUGCAUCAUCGGACAACAGCGGAGAACAAUGAGGAGGUUGUGGUGCCGGCGCCACAUCUGCCCAAGAAGCCGGCGGCGCAUGUGUGGACCAACAAUGUGGCAAUGAUGAAUGCUACGGCGUCGGCGAUGGAUGUGUUUAGUCCAGUGAUGUCGGAUCACCAUGCGCUGCCCCCACAAUCGCUGCCAGACAGCAACCCCUUUGCCGUAGGCUCAGACACAGAUGCCCUGCCUUCGCCGUUGCCCAAGCUGAUGGUUAGUCCUCGCCACGAGACUGGCAAUCGGUCACCAUUCCAUGGGCGGAUGCAAUACAGUCCCACGCAUAGCAUUGCCAGCACUGUGACUCUGACGGGAGUGAGCGGAGUCGGAGCCGGAGUCGGAGCUGGAGGAGAUCUCAGCCCUCAGAUGGGUGGAUUCUACUACAACAACGCCCACCAGGGACAGACAGGGGCAGUGCCCAUCUCGCCGCAUGUCAAUGUUCCAACGGCCUCAAUCCUGGACUAUCGAGCUGUGCCCCCCCCACUGCCGCCACGUCGCAAGGAGCGGACCGAGAGCUGUGCCGAUAUGGCGCAGAAGCGGCAGGCACCUGACGCACCGACAUUACCCCCGCGCGAUGGCGAACUGAGUCCUCCCCCCAUACCGCCCCGACUCAACCAUUCCACGGGCACUAUAUCCGUACGACACAGCCAUGGCCAGAGCAAGGAGUUCGCGAGUUCGUGCAAGAGCGGCCUACUCCUGCCCAACACAAGCAGUAUUAUGAUACGCCGGAACUCGGCGAUCGAGAAGCGGGCAGCAGCGGCUGCCCAUCAGCCUGGUCCGACUGCAGUGGCGACUGCAGCUGCUUUGGCGGGGUCGGUGAUGGGGUCCAUUAACACGACGUUGGUCACAGUAUCACAGUCAGUGCCGACUGAAGAGCAGCCGCCGCAAUCGAUCUCGCCAGCACUGAGCUCCUCGACAACUACAUCACCGCUGACACCCGCAACGCCCAUCUCCCCGAACAUUCCCAGCCAUCCAGUGGAGAGUACGACAAGCGGUUAUACGCACCAGCUUCGUUUAAGGUCCCAGCAGCAGCAUCAGCAGCAGUCGCAGCAAGCAUUGUCGCAUCCAGCGGCGUAUGCACAGCACCAUCAUACCCACCACACGCACCAUCCACCCCACCACAAUCAACAACAUCAACAGCAUCAGCAGCAUCAACAGCAUCAGCAUCAUCAACAGCAUCAACAACAUCAUCAACAGCAUGCAAAUCAAUUACACACACGCUCGUCCCCAAAGGAAUUCUUUCCGAUUGCCACGAGCCUCGAGGGCACACCCAAACUUCCACCAAAACCUAGUCUAAGCGCUAACUUCUAUAACAAUCCAGAUAAAGGUACGAUGUUUCUUUACCCAAGUACAAACCAAGAAUAAUAUAAUUGCCUGGCGAUGUGAUAGGACAAACGAAACUGCGAUCCGAUCAUAGUAGAGCAUGCUGCAGCAAAUGCAGACACAUACAUAUGUAUAAGUACCAUGUACAUGACACGUGCGAUAUUGCGCAUGUAUGGUAUGUACAAUUUGUAGGUAUUCAGUGCAUACAUAUACACAUAUAUGCUAAAACGGACCGAGUUGGAUCUGAUGACUUGUAUUAUUCGAAACUCAUUGAACACACUACCCAACCACACAACACCCAGCACCCACCACCCACCAUUCGCUGACACUCAGUCACGUCACAGCCAAUAAACGAAAAAUGCAAAUACCGAAAUUAUGUUAUUAUAUAAUUCUUAUUAUAAAUAUUUGUAAAUAUCGAGAACAUUGUAUUGAUCGUAGAACGUAAACAAAAUAAAUCAUAACACUAUUGUUAGACAGCU